CUCCUCUUUGUUCAGACGUCGUGCCAGUUCUGUAUCCUGACCCACGGCCCAGGCAAGCCGUACUCCUUUGCCACUUGCGCGUUGAUCCACAGCGAUCCAGCCGACACCCAGCCCCCCAACGAACGCAGGACAGUCUUCCCGUUCGCCUGCACUGGCACCGAGCAGUGCUGCACGAAGGCGGCGGACACAGCUGAGAGGGGACCACCUCAAUAGUAUGAGACACCGACACACGUGGCUGUGAAACACAGCCCCCUUCAUGUCUCUGCGGCAUGGUAGUCUUUGGCUGAAGAAUGGCUCCCUGAGGCAUUCAUAAAGACCCGAAUCAAUGGGCUGAGGGUACCUGCACGUUCUUUUGCCUGAGCUACCCGUCCACGACAGUCGUCGCCAUUGGUGUCUCGCGUCUCCUCUGUGUCUGUGUGACUUCUUCCGUCAAACUUGUCUCCAUCCGCUUUCCGCGCGUAUGCGUCGAUGAGGUGCUGCGGGGGAGAGGGAGAAGGGAGCAGUUUGACGCGCAUCCCAGGGCCGUGGGCAGCUUCCCACUUCGCAUACAGCCUCAAGGCCUGAGUGCGAAACGAGGGAUACGCACAUGUGAGGAAUGCAGUCAGUGUAUGUCUUACCUGCUCGGCGUUGAGGGCAUGUCGCUCCUUCUCUCCACACUCGAACGAGGACAAAUAUCUGUCCAAUUCCAACACCUCUGGGCUCUGCACAUGUACAUUGACCAGGUUGAAUUGAGGCACGAAUGGGAUCACGCCAGUGGGCUUCUUACCGGCUCAGGAAUAAGCCUUCGGAUGAUACCAGCUGCAGACGGCACACACCGAAAGAUGCCGCACGGAACAGAUACCCGCAAGCGUGCAGGCUUACAGACAAUGUACAGGUCCCCACUUCUUUCGACUUCCUGCAUGCAGGACAGAAAGGCGGCCGCACACAAUCAAGCACGCUUUGUCUCAGGCCCGCCCACUACGGACGUAUUGCGGGUUGCCGUGAAAGUCCAACAGCCGGUCGACGUCUAUGAUAGUGGCUUUCGCAUUGCCGUCUUCUCCGCGAGAAAUGCAAAUAUUUUCGCUCUAUAGGCAGCACACAAAUGUGACGAAGCUCACCUGUUUACGCAACCGCACCUUGAUAUCCGUAUGAGCGAAUCCUCUGUCAUGCAGGCAUUUGAUGCCCUCCAACACGUUCUGGAAUACGGACGAACGGACGCAUGUGCAAACAGGCAAGUAGGGAGACAUGCACGGACUUACCUUGAUGAAUGGCAUAAACACUGCCUCGGAGUCCUCAUAGUAUAUCGGCCCGUUCAGCCUCUGCACCUCAGGCUCCGUCAGCAUGCGUGGAAGGCUCCACAUGUCUCCCCCUGUAGAUGAAAUAUCCCAUGUAGAUGUCAGUGUCUCGAGCGUGGCCAAUCCUUACAUACCAUAGCAGAACUCGAGAAAAAACCCUUUGAGUCCAGACGUAGGCGCGUAGCCUGGAAGGUUGGUUGUGGAGUAUAUCCCGUCAAUCCUGACGAUGCUUGGAUGUCUCACUCCGCUCCAAAGAAGGAUAUCCAUCCCAUUCUUCGGAAACAAGCUAUCGUCCUGGACCACGCAACGAAUACAAAGGGCGUCCUGGACAAAGCAGCUAGCUAUCGGCAGUCUCACCGGAUCACUCAUAUCCGUAUAGUCGUAGAUGACAUUCAUCUUGAGGACGACCUUUUUCUUUUCUUUCUGCACACAGUCAGCAGAAGGCCGACUCCAUCGACUCGCCAACGAACGAGCAUGCCCCGGUGGGCGUGGUUGCGGUCAACAUGCAUGUAUUACCAGGUCCCAGAAGAAGAAGGCGCAGCCAUGGCGUCCUGACACGGGGUCGUCCUGCCUGUCGAGCACGUAGCGCCCCCCAAAUCCCCCCUCAACCUUGGCCUGAAGAGGGGAAGAAGGUGGGCAUUCGUUUGCUGUGCAGCAAUCGCCUUACGCAGAAGUAAUCCAUCAGCGCCCUGGCUCUUCUCCACCCUGACACGCUGAUGGGCUGUGCCUGGAAGAAGGGGAAGGGAGAGAGGGAAGAGAAGGACGCGUGGGGCCUUCAACGCAAGGCCUACCGGUGGCACAAACACGACACGCGCUCUCGGUGGGGGUCUUUCUUUGGUUCUGCAGCACAAAUGGCCCAU
Vitrella brassicaformis is the source of this 2134-nucleotide messenger RNA. The record is from the annotation of a GenBank genome assembly. NCBI's taxonomy places the organism in Eukaryota, Vitrellaceae.